Messenger RNA from Copidosoma floridanum, 1404 nucleotides. RefSeq lists its product as uncharacterized. NCBI's taxonomy places the organism in Eukaryota, Metazoa, Arthropoda, Insecta, Hymenoptera, Encyrtidae. The record is from RefSeq and is a predicted model, not a curated record.
AUGACUAGACCAGUACUCAUUAGCAUCAUCAGCACAUUCACCACACACACAGCUUAUGCCGACAGCCAUCUUACAGGAGCUGUUGAUGACUUAUGCACUAUUUCCAAAAAAUGCAUUAAGCUUAAAUUUCAAUCCAAUCACACCAAGUUUGGAAAAGAGUUAGAAUUCCUUAUUGUCCCAAAAAUCACUAACCUCGUACCAGAUGAAAUUUUCCCUCAUGAGUUAUAUCACAUUCCAAAAAAUAUACAACUAGCAGAUCCUAAAUUUCACAUACCUCAAGCAGUUGACAUAUUAUUGUCCUCAGGCACUACCCUAGCAAAAACUAGUUUAGGUUGGAUAGUGGCAGGAGGCUCAGACAACAUAUCAACCUCAAGAAAGGCGUCUUGUAAUGUAGUAAAAUUAGAUACCAUGAUAGAAAGAUUCUGGCUAGUCGAAGAGAUAGACACCGAACCCUCAAAAUCUCGCGAUGAGAUAGCUUGUGAAAAACAUUUUGUCAAUAAUACUCAUAGAGACCCUACAGGUCGAUACAUCGUAAAUCCCAAUUUUAAAGUAGAGUAUGAAAAGGUGAUGCAAGAAUAUAUUGACCUUAAUCAUAUUUCACUAGCUAACGACACUGUAAGAGGUUAUUAUCUUCCUCAUCAUGCCAUAAUAAAACCAUCUAGCGAGACCACCAAGCUUAGAGUAGUUUUUGAUGCUUUGGCAAAGACUUCCACAGGAAUUUCACUUAAUGAAGUUUUAAUAGUAGGUCCCACCAUCCAGGACAAAAUAUUUGAACAAGUAAUUAAAUUCCGAGCCCACAAAUGCGUCAUUACAGCCGACAUAGCCCGAAUGUAUAGGCAGAUUAUCGUACAUCCCGAUGAUCGAAAAUAUCUGCGUGUACUAUGGUACCAUAACUACCAAAUCAGAACCUAUGAACUUAAUACCGUAACAUUUGGCGUUUCAUCAGCCCCAUUUUUAGCCAUACGCACGAUUCAGCAGCUCGCCAACGACGAAGCAUCAAAUUCACCACGAGCUAGUAAAAUACUUCUCAGAGAUUUGUAUGUGGAUGAUCUCAUUACUGGAGCUGACACUCUCGGUGAGAUUAUUCAGAUACGUGAUGACGUGAUUGAGCUGUUGAGUCGAGGCGGAUUUACCAUACGACAAUGGGCCUCUAAUCACGAAGCUGCUCUUAACAACAUUGAUAAGAAAUUCUUUGAUUUAGACUGUUUGAUAAGGAAAAUCCUGUUUAAAAAACGCUGGGAAUCAUUUGGAAUUCUCAACAUGACAAACUUCAAUACAAGGUUCAAGUCCGAGUUGGUUGUCCCAAGCAGAGAACACCUGGCCACCCAGUGUGGAGAUAUCAAGUCGAGAAGACUCUGGGUUCAAACAACGAUUCUGCCUUCUAACCACAAACUCAGUGUCUGA